ACGAAACAAUAUUUUGAGGCGGGGCUUGUGUUGAUGCCUAUAUAUAUUCAUGUCUUUGCACACUGUCGGUGUUUGACUUCGGUGCGACUUACCAGUCACUCUUUGGAAAAAGCCUUUCAGCGAAAGCCAUAUUCGGCAAAAUAUUUGAACAACCAUCAUGAUGAUGCAACUCAUAAUAAGACUCCUGAGCGGACAAGUGAAGCAUCUGGAAGUGAGCGGUGAUGCCACAGUCGGCGAACUCAAGGAGCUCAUUUGUCAGCUCGUCGGAGAGCCUUCUUACAAACAGAGACUCUCCGCCGAUAACGGUUCCCGUAUCAGCCUUGAGGAUGACUCCAGGACCCUCAGCAGUUACGGGUUGCACUCCGGAUCAGUGGUGAGUCUGCUCAUCACGAACGCGCCUUGCCAAGUGUUCGUCAGGAAUGAGAAGGGCCAGACGGGAACUUAUGAAAUUGAUAUCAAUAAUGAGACCGUGGAUCAGCUCCAGACUAAGAUCUGUCGCAAAGAGAAAGUUCCCGUGGAUCAGCAGAGACUGAUUUACAACGGAAGACAGCUUGAGUCUGGCAGGAAGCUGCAAGAAUACGGCAUCACACAAGCAAGCACUAUUCACAUGACUCUCCGUCUGCGAGGAGGUUGAUCCGUUAAAUGUGUGCAGAAAGGACUAAAAAAGUGAUGGACUAAAAAAUAAAUAAAGUAUUAAGUGAUGUAAAUAAUAGGCCUAUUACAAUAGAAUGUUUUGGUUAAAUCACUGUUUUGGGAACUGAUAAAACUUGUUAUUGCGGAACAAAUGUCAUAUUGUCUUAAGAGCUCAUGUAAUGCCACUGUAUUUAUCUGCACUUCAUAUAACUGUACAUUUUACCAUUAUGAAUGGUCUUUCACUGUAACUAAAACAAUAAAUACUCGAAUCAUUCCCAACAAGUGUUUGUUUUUAUC
Molecule: messenger RNA, 930 nt
Organism: Labeo rohita (rohu)
Lineage: Eukaryota; Metazoa; Chordata; Actinopteri; Cypriniformes; Cyprinidae
Exons: 2
Coding region: 158-634 (158 amino acids)
Biological process (GO): modification-dependent protein catabolic process; protein ubiquitination
Cellular component (GO): cytoplasm; nucleus
Molecular function (GO): ubiquitin protein ligase binding; protein tag activity
Source: RefSeq, a predicted model, not a curated record